Molecule: messenger RNA, 3371 nt
Organism: Helobdella robusta
Lineage: Eukaryota; Metazoa; Annelida; Clitellata; Rhynchobdellida; Glossiphoniidae
Exons: 18
Coding region: 1-3174 (1057 amino acids)
Biological process (GO): mitotic spindle assembly
Cellular component (GO): mitotic spindle; cytoplasmic microtubule; spindle microtubule
Molecular function (GO): microtubule binding
Source: RefSeq, a predicted model, not a curated record
AUGUCUUCCAAUCACCGAUCAUUAAAAUCUCCUUCGCCAUUUUUGUUCAAAAAGCCUGGCAGAUCAAAUUCAGUUGAUCAAAAUAAUGGAAUAGAUAAAGAGCAGUUUGAGAAAUCCUUUGAUGACACGCCUUCUAUAAAUAUAUACUCUCCUAAAGAUGUUGUUGAUCGCCUUUCAAAAAUCAAAGAAUGCAUCAACAACCCUGAUUUGGACUGGGAGAAGAGAACAUUUUCUUUGAAAGAGUUGAGGUUCCUGACAAACAAUGGCCACCUCAUCAGUAUGUCAGACCUAACACAACAACUGAGGUUCCUUGAUAUUGGACUUCAAACAUCUCUCAAGGAUUUGAGGUCACAAGUUGUCAGAGAGGCUUGCAUUACAAUCGCAUGCAUGAGCAAGGAACUUGAGGUGAAGUUUGAAUCAUCCAGUGAACUUCUCCUACCAAUCCUCAUAGGUCUCAUGCAGAAUACUGCAAAAGUCAUGGCCAAUUCUGCUGUUGUCUGCAUAAAAUUUCUGCUCAAAUACAUUCACUCUCCUCGUCUGAUAGCAACCAUAGCAACAAAUCUAACAUCCAAAUCCAACAUAAUCAGAAAGUUUUGUUGUGAGUUUAUAUGGAUCGUGCUCUCUGAUUGGUCGAAAGUUGAGUUGGAACGCCAGGUGACCAUCUUCCAGGAGUUUGUGAAGAAAGGAUUGGUUGAUGCUGAUGCUGAUGCCAGGAUGCACGCCAGGAAGGCAUUCGCUUCCUUCUCCAUGCACUUUCCAGAACUCGGCUUCACCAUCCUUUCAUCAUUUGAUGCCUCAAAACAAAAACAACUUCUAGCAGAACUUGAUGAUCCUGGCAUGUUCAAUGGAAUGACCAUGCAGAACCGAGCAAAAAAACCAUCAACGCCAAGCUCAACACUGAUACGAACUAUUCCAAGAACACUUCCCAAGUCCAAGAUAUCUCAAUCACAACCGUCUAGUCGUUCUGGUUCUCCAAACCGAACACCACUUGCUUCAAAAAUGGCACCGCCUGACAUCACCAACAACAGCAAUUGCAAAAUAGUUGGAAGCAGCAGCAUAAGCAGUAAUGCUAAUUACCUGAAAACCCUACCAUCUUCAAUUAAGAAGGGGGUUACAACACCAGUCAGGAAAUUUACUUGUCAGAGUCAGGGGAACAGUAGAGAUACAAGUCCUGAGAGAAGAGAACUGAAGUACAAUGGACUGACGACAAUAAGAAGGGGCAGCGAAUCGACAACACCAUCGCAAUCCCACAGAAAACAACAGCAUCAGCUGACUCAUCAGAGGAUCGAAGACUAUGGCAGAGAUCUCGAAGCUGCCGUAACGGGCGCGUGGAGACAUAGGGAGUUGAGGAGGAGUCAGGACGAUGAGUCGUCGAGCAUCUGUUCAGAAAGUUCAUUCAGAUCAUACUCCGAUCUCUCUGAGGACGUAGUCGACAUUAUCAACAGCCUGACGAUUGCAUCCUGGUCAGACAGGAAGGAUGGUCUUAUAAGGUUGCAGAGGUUUCUCAGGUCUGAAAGGAGAUUGAGCUUGCCAGAAUUAAAACGCCUGACAGAAGUCCUAACUCGAAUGUUUCACGAUCCCCAUCCAAAAGUCUUGACCCAGUUUCUCGAAACCUUAGUUGACCUUCUGUAUGGCUACAGCUGUGACCUUAUUAACUGGCUGCCAAUCAUAUUGAAUCGUCUCAUUUCAAAAUCUGGGUCAGAUGUAUUGGGUAGUUUACAGGCGAAGAUCGCUGAGGCUCUCAACACUGUCAAAGAGACUUUUCCAGAGGACAAUCAGUUAUCAGCCAUCAUGAGAUUCAUUGUGGAGCAGCAACAGACUAUCAACAUCAGAAUAAAAUCUUCAAUACUGAAGUACUUGCUAUCGUUGCUGUUAAAGAUGGAGCCGAACGUUCUAGCGAACAACAGUGAUGCCAGGCUUGCAGUCUCAAAAAUCGUCACCUGGACCUCAGAGCCUAAGAGUGCUGAAGUCAGGAAGGCCUCACAGGCAGUCCUGUUGGAGAUGCACGAGCGGAACAGCGUGGAGUUCAGCAAGAUCGUAUCCGCACUGCCCAAGUCUUUCCAAGAUAGUGUCAGAAAAGUUUUUUUAGAUGUCAAAGAGUCCACUGUAAAUAACCUGGCCAAUGGCAAUAAUAAUAAUAAUUUAUGGGACUCGUCCAAUCAGUUUGCAGAUAGAAAAAGAAGUUUAUCACGGUCAAGUAACCCGAGUCCUAAUAGGGAAGCAAUGCGAGAGAGACAAAACUACAAUUACAACCACCACCAUGAAGCUGGUUCGAGGGCAGAUGGAUGGAAUGAUGUCUUUGAUGGAAUUAGAAAAACGACAGAAGAUAUUCAACAGUUGAGUUUGCGGGGUGCCUGCGAUGAGGACGACGGUGAUGAGGGCAUUGGAGGGAGAGGAGGAGGAGGUAUGUUCACAAGCAAGAACAACAACUUCAACACCGACACAGACUACGACUACUUCAACAAAGAUCUUUCAAAAUGGGAGAACGAGGACUUGGGUGCUCUGAUCGAUGAGAUUCGAUCGUGCGACAACAUCGACGAAUGGUGCAGAGGAAUGAGCCAACUUGCUAACGUGGCGAAGUUCUGUGAGAACCAAUAUUUGUGGGAGGUGCAUUUCAGGAUGGUGUUGUUGUUGCUGUUGGAGUCCAUGCAAGAUCAGGAGAACAGCAAGCGUCGUUGUUGCUCCCUGCGAGUCAUGAAGGAGCUCCUGGAGAAACAACAUCUCAGAUUUCAAACCUAUGCAGAACUCACGGUGAUGAACCUGCUGGAAUUUGAGAAAGACACGGAUAGGGAUGUUCAAAAAUCAGCAGACGACUGCACAUCAGUCCUUUCCAGGGUCAUCCCAACGGAUCAACUCGUUUCAAUUCUCAACCCCAUCACCAUUACUGCUGACUAUCCGAUGAAUCUGGCUGCCAUCAAGUUGGAAACGAAGGUGGUGCAGAAUGCAGAUGCAGGAAGAGUUAAGGAAAUCAUGGAGAUAAUAACGCCAGGCCUCGUCAAGGGUUUCGAGAAUAAUGAAAGCAGUGUGAGGAAGGCCAGUAUGACUUGCCUACUUGCUAUCUACAAACACGUUCAUAACGAUCUCAUGCCACUACUCACUCAACUAAAUCCUAACAAGAUGAAGCUACUGAAUCUCUACAUUAAGAGGGAAUCCGAUGAUAUCCCAGCUAACUGAGAGAUCGAUUGAUUUGUUGAUUGAUUUGUUGAUUGAUUUGUUGCUUGUUCGAAAAAUUUUUAAUACAACUACUGUCACCACCACCACCACUGAUACUGCUAGCAUUACUACCAUUCUCAUGUACAGCUGCUACAAUGUGUUAAGUACUCAAUCUACUGCUUUUUCAAAUUCUACUGCUAGUAUUAUAAUUUUACACU